CCUAAAAACGACGUACCAGUGGCGGCGCCAUACAAACGUAUGUUUAUGUGUGUCGAGUAUUUUCAUUGUAAUAAGCUGUUGUAUACCUAAAAAAUGAGGUUUCGGGCUAAAAUACUGGAUGUGGGCUGUCUCAAUAGUUUUACACGUGUCGUUAAUACCAUCUCCAAACUGACCAAAAGCUGCACGUUGCGGCUCACUGCUGACAACCUGUACUUCAUGCUUUCUGACAAGGUAGCCAACGGGGGCGUCAGCAUGUGGUGUGAGUUAGACCAGGGCAACUUUUUUGAUGAAUUCCAAAUGGAGGGUGUGGCAUCGGAUGCAAACGAAAUAUAUCUGGAACUUGUUCCGGAGAACCUUUCCCGUGCUCUCAGAACAGCCCAGAAUGCCAAGUCCCUGAAGGCGAAGCUGACGAAGAAACAUUGCCCUUGUUUGACUCUGGCAGCUGAGUUGCCAUCUCUGUCCAGCGUCAGCCGAGUCGUCACACACGACAUUCCCGUGGACGUCAUUCCCAGGAAACUCUGGCAUGACUUCAGGGAACCCACUGUGCCGGAUUUCGAUGUCAGUAUAUACCUUCCUCCUCUGAAGACAAUGAAGAAUGUGAUAGAUAGGAUGAAGAACCUGUCAAAUUUUCUGGUACUAGAAGCAAAUCGAAGUGGCCAGAUGAAUCUGAAGAUUGAGACAGACUUGGUGUCCGUCUCCACUCACUUCAGGGAUCUGGGAAACCCUCCCUGGGAUGACGGUGGGUCCCAGGGUGCCAGUCAGGACCUGGAGACCAUGGCCCAAGCACGUGUGGACAUCAAGAAGCUGCAGCAGUUUCUGUCCAGCCAGCAGGUCAACCCCAGCAAAGCCAUGUGUAAUAUUGUGGACAAAAAGAUGGUUCACUUUGUCUGGCUACAUGAGAACGCGUCCCUUCAGUACUUCAUCCCAGCCAUGGCGUGAGGAGGGCGGCUGUGUUCCAGAUCUGCGUGAACAGAAAUCCAGUGGACAUGGAGUGAGAGAGUGCGGAUGUGCUUCCCCUGAGAACCAGGGCCUGGACGAGGAGGACGGCCUGCUCUUCUUUGGUGGUGCAUGGUGGAGAAAAAUGACAUUGCUGGAAUUCAACCUCCAGUAGAUGGCUGUAUUUCAGAGUGGCCUGUGUUUUAUACAGUCAAGUGUAUCACUCUGUCCAUUUUAAAACUGCUCAUUUAGAAUAUGAACAGCUGUAAGAACAUUCUAUUAAAUGUGUUUCUGGCGUUGGGUAUUUAUCUGAUCUACGAAGUGUUUGUUGACAGGAGUUCAGGGAUACGUUUUCUGUUAAUGGGUUUUUUGCUUUACUAUCACAGAAAGAGCUACUUUGUGCACUUAAUUAAAUACGUUUUUUGACAAGUGA
Brienomyrus brachyistius is the source of this 1369-nucleotide messenger RNA. RefSeq names its product checkpoint protein HUS1-like. Gene Ontology annotation, cellular component: site of double-strand break; checkpoint clamp complex; nucleolus. The record is from RefSeq and is a predicted model, not a curated record. NCBI's taxonomy places the organism in Eukaryota, Metazoa, Chordata, Actinopteri, Osteoglossiformes, Mormyridae. The transcript is spliced from 8 exons. Bases 94 to 939 code for a protein of 281 amino acids. Gene Ontology annotation, biological process: double-strand break repair via homologous recombination; nucleotide-excision repair; mitotic DNA replication checkpoint signaling.